AUGCAGGUAUCUCGUCUGUUUAUCACGUUCAGAAGAAAAUUCAGUGUUUUGUUACCCACAACCACUGAAAAAUAUUACUUUGACACUGUUAAGAAAUCAAAUCGAGAUGAAGUUUUUGAAUUUCUGAACAAUAAUUUCCGAGUGGAAGAGCCAUUGAACAAGGCUGCUGGAAUGACAGAGUCUGAUAUCAAAGCCUGUUUUGAUGGAGUUCUCCAAAGAGUUUUGAAAAACGAAGUUUCCAUUUUGGCAAGAGAGAAAAGAAAUGAUCAAGUUGUGGGAUGCAUGUUGAAUUCAGUGUGGAGAAGAGGUGAUGCUAAAAAGAAUGAAGAUAUAGAAGAGGAUUUUCAAUUUGGUGGUGAUAGGAAAGGUGUCGUGACAAUUGGAGAAAUAUUGAAUGAACUUCACGAGUCCUUCUGGAAAUUGAGACAUAAUCACCAUACAGUUUUACACUUUGAAAUAUCAUCAGUUAAUAAAAGCCAUCAGCGACAGGGAUUAGCUUCCAUAUUUAUGAAUUGGACUGAGAAUCAAGCUCUGUUGAAGUCAGUGGAUGCGAGUGGAAUCGUAGCUGAAGCUUCAUCUCUUGCAAAUCAAAUUCUGUUGAGUAAGAGAGGAUAUGAAACAGUGGCUGCCACGUUGCUUGCAUCUCGAUUGGAUUCGAAUAGAAAUCAAAUAUUGGUUUGUGAGGAUGGAACAGAUCGAGUCAAUUUGGUAUUCAAAGAGUUCAAUUAA
Caenorhabditis briggsae is the source of this 729-nucleotide messenger RNA. The transcript is spliced from 5 exons. Bases 1 to 729 code for a protein of 242 amino acids. NCBI's taxonomy places the organism in Eukaryota, Metazoa, Nematoda, Chromadorea, Rhabditida, Rhabditidae. Gene Ontology annotation, molecular function: N-acetyltransferase activity. The record is from RefSeq and is a predicted model, not a curated record.